AUGUGAAGGCACUGCCGUACGCAGCCAGUGACGACGCACCAUGGUCGCGUGGCGGGUGUGAGUGCUGCGACCUGCGCAGAUGUUGGCCAGUAUUUAGGGCCGAUCGCUGAGCGCGAAUAUUCGCACAGCUGUUUCAGGCGCUCGAGAUGCGAAGGUAUGGGGCUGCCUGUUGAUCCGUGUACAGCAGCUCUCUGUCUCCUCCAUGAAAGAACACCUCGAUCUCAACAUCUGCUCUUUGAGAUUCGAGGUGGCAACGAAACGCGUCACGCGCCAAUAGUAUGCGUGUUUUACACGGUUGUCCCUGUCUAUGGCGCCGAGGCCUUGCUCCGUGUGCAGAUCCCUUGCCACUGCCAAGGGCUCGGCGAUGCGCUGUAAACCUACGCAGCGCGAGAAGGAUCCAGCGACCAGCUCGCCUUGGACGCCCACCUCGUCCCUCACUCUCCCCACACACACCCGCACAAUUGCCGUGCACCACCCCAGCCACACCGCACAGGGCCCGCGUGACACCUUUUUGCGGGGCGAGCACCUCUCCUCGUCCUUGGCCCAGUCAAUCAGGCUCGCAAGGCUGCAUUGCACUUUUUCUGUUAAAGUGUACAAGGCACACCUUGCCCUCCCCCUCCCCCCGCCUCCGAGCCACCGCCAGAACAAGGCAAGACGAGGGUGCAAACCGAGGUCCACAGUCUCGCCUUCACACGUCCAGAUCGUCCAUUUCACCCUCUAGUCCUACCUCACCCUACUUGCAUCGCCUCCGAAGUCUUAGCUCGCUCGGCCCCUCCCCUUGAUCCUCCGGUGACCGACCCGGGGGCGCUGCCAUACACUCGCCGCAUCUUUCUACGCGAGCUUCCUCUCUUCUGUUUGCCUACAUUCCUGCUU
Tilletiaria anomala UBC 951 is the source of this 873-nucleotide messenger RNA. RefSeq lists its product as uncharacterized. The transcript has a single exon. Bases 279 to 782 code for a protein of 167 amino acids. NCBI's taxonomy places the organism in Eukaryota, Fungi, Basidiomycota, Exobasidiomycetes, Georgefischeriales, Tilletiariaceae. The record is from RefSeq and is a predicted model, not a curated record.